Molecule: messenger RNA, 5525 nt
Organism: Lineus longissimus
Lineage: Eukaryota; Metazoa; Nemertea; Pilidiophora; Heteronemertea; Lineidae
Product: lysophospholipid acyltransferase 1-like
Exons: 11
Coding region: 35-1609 (524 amino acids)
Biological process (GO): lipid modification
Cellular component (GO): membrane
Molecular function (GO): acyltransferase activity
Source: RefSeq, a predicted model, not a curated record
CUUUCUUGGUGGUGUCAUUUAGAGAGUAAAGAAAAUGUCGACGGUGAAACACACAUCGGGAUUUUAUGCCGGAUCCCGGGUUUUGGAGCCCCUUGGAGAAUUCACGGGACUCCCGAUUGACCAGAUUAACUUCAUAACAUGCCAGUUCCUUGCCCUUUCUAUAACAUACCCAUUCCGGGUAUGGCUUCACCCCUCAAAUACGGGAACGGCAGUCCGCCAUCUUUUCGAAUUGGGCCUUGGUAUUGCCAUGACUGCGUUCUGCUUUGGACAACAAAUGCUCCACCUGUUGGCCCAGAGUACCCUCUGUUUCCUCAUCAUGUAUAGCCUACCGAUCGAGUAUAUGCACAUAGUGACGUUCAUAGCCGCCAUGUCUUACCUCGCUAUCACGCAUAUAUACAGACAAAUAUAUGAUUAUGGUGGAUAUACUCUAGACAUCACAGGACCACUGAUGAUCAUGACACAAAAGCUAACAAGUUUAGCGUUUAGUUAUCACGAUGGUGCCGUCAAGAAAUUAGAUAGUUUAUCAAAGGAUCAACAACAACAAAUGAUAAAAAAAUUACCAACCACUUUAGAGUUUUACAGUUAUAUGUUUUACUUCCAUGGUAUAAUGUGUGGCCCGCUGAGCUUCUUCAACGAUUAUAUCGCAUUUGUAAAUGGCACCAAUUUCACAUCACCAAUUAAAGAUAAAUAUGCUAUUCAGGAGAAUGGACACUGUAAUGAACCAAUCAAAAGGAUGCUUGUACCAUCGGAGGUAGAGAAAGAGGAACGUCGCAUAAUAAGGGUUUGCAUCAUGAAAAAACUACUGACUGCUUCUGUGGCGGCUGCCAUGAUGUGUUACGUCGUGCCGUAUUUUGAACCCGAGCGAUUAUUAAGUAAAGAAUUUUUCCAAAUGUCAUUCUUCGGCAAGUUCGGGAUAAUGUACAUGGUGAUGGUGAUGGUACGGCAGAAAUAUUACUUUGCCUGGACUCUAGCAGAGGCUGUCAACUAUAACGCCGGGCUGGGAUUCAGCGGCUUCGAUGAGAAAGGUGACGAGAAGUGGGAUCUCAUCAAGUCAGUUAGUAUAUGGAAAGUCGAGAUGGGAACAAGUUUCAAACUAAUCUUAGACAACUGGAACAUCACCACCUUAGUUUGGUUGCGACGCGUCGUCUACGAUCGUGCGCCGUUUCAGAAGACGUUUGCGGUGUUUCUCGUGUCGGCGUUCUGGCACGGUUUCUAUCCCGGGUAUUACUUCAUGUUCCUGAGCGCUGCGUUAUUCACCGUGGUGGCGAGACAGGUGCGUAGGAAUAUACGGCCUUACUUCCAGACGACUCCCACAAAAGCAUUCAUCUAUGACUGUGUAACGUGGGCCGCCACACGUAUUGGUAUCACGUAUAUAACAUGCCCGUUUGUUAUACUCGAAAUGGAGCCAGCAUUAGAUCUUUACAACUCCAUCUUUUGGUGCGUCCACAUUGUGGCCUUUGCCAUUCUGCUGGUUCUCCCGCAUAAACAAUCAAGCCGCCAAUCAACAAAGAGCACCGAAGGGUCAAAGGUCAACCCAGAGACGAAGACGCAAGAGGUCAACGCUAAUGAUGGCAAUUUCAUCAAAAAUUUCAUCAAAAAAGGUGUAUGAGACAGGACAGUUUCCAUAGCGAUUUUGUGAUCCUGCGUAAAUUGUUGCAUCGAAUCAUCUUAGGUGUAGAGUUAUCAUAGACAUGGUCAGAAAUUGGGGGUCAGAGUUUCUUGCUAACCCACCCUAUGGCAUUAGUUAGGGUGACAUAAAGGUCGGUGUCAGUGCAUAGCGAUGUAGGAAUUACAUCGUUAGCACAGGAUUCAAGAUUGAUGAGAGUUUGCCCUUUUUUGACCCCAGAUUUUGCUGUGCCCAUUGUUAUUAUGACAUAUCUCAACCAUUCAUUGUUUGUCAAAUUCCGGUCAUGAUGUAUAGUAAGUGUAAAAAAACAUGAUUCACUUUUGAAAUUGAAUAGCAUUGAAAGUAUCGUUCUGAACCUAAUUAAAUGGUAGUAUCAUCUCAUUAUUAAACUGUGCACUGGGAGUGGGAGCACUUAACAUUGACAUGUCUCAGCAUGAGAAUGAUGACUUUGAUGCUAUUCAGUUUUAGAAGUUUAUCAUGUUUUUUUUACACCUAGUAGUUGCUUUGAUUUUGAUUUGACAGGUCGGGUGCUCAAUUAACCCUCGGUGGGCUAAGAUUAAUUUCAGUGUGUCCAGCUCACCCAAAACCAACUUCUGAAAUUGGGGAGGGGGUAAAUGGAGAUGGAGGGUGUGGGUUAAUGGAGAUCUGCACCAUACCUGUGAAUUGUCGGGUAACUUAUUUCUUCCAGGGUGAUAUCGCCUGUUUAUGAUGUGCCAGGGUGGUAGAAUGCCUCCGAGAUCUGGCAUCUGGCGGCAAAGUGGGCCUAAGUUGGCAACAACUCUCGACUCCACCGCCAUUUGCCUUGAUCUGGAAAGCAACUAAUUGCUAGUUUAUGAUGUGAAACGCUGGACCUGUAAUGUCAUGUGAAGUAGGUGUGUCUGUGUUUGGCUUUAGGCAUAGUGCAUAUCACUGUUGCUUCGUGUCUGUGCCAAUGAUGAUAAAAGACAGUAGGUUGGCGUUGGGGUGUAUUUGAGAAUCAUUGCAUAAUUUGAAGGUGCUCCACCUAUUUUGAAUGGACGGGCUGGACAUUGAAUGGUUUAAAAGGUAGAGGCGCUAAAGGCUGCAGUCAAGACAAGUGUCAAUUUGAGUAGUUAUAAUAGUCUUCGAGAUGUUUUGUUUGAGAACUUGUAAUGUCAUACGAAACGUCAUGGAAACGUCAUGGAAACGUCAUGGAGCCAACAAUCAAAAUGUUUUGCCAGUUCUGAAGCUGCAGAAGUCAUCAGAUACUUUCAGUGUUGUUCCCCGAGUUGUUAAGUAGCCUUACACUGUUACCACUGCACAAGGGGACCCAUUGGAUUGUUGACUCUGGUUGCUGAGGUGGUCAUUACUAUGGUUACCAGUUCUGGUUCCCAUAGUAACAAUCAAACAUAUGUAUUCAUGGUAGCUCUUGCCAUGGUAACAUAUAAAACCAUCCAUGGUCAAAGUAAGUUGCAUCCAUGGUAACGAGACUGGUUUCUAUGAUGACAUAUAAACAGUAUCCAUGGUAAUGACAGCUGGUACCUGUGGUGAAUCGAAAAAGCAGCUUGUGAUUCUUGUAACUGGCUGGGUAUGAUGUUUGUAGUGACUUUAUUUCAUAUCAUGACAUGAAGUUCAUUUGUAUUACUUUAUAGGACUUUUAGAGUAGAGUUGUUGUGACCUGUUGUUUGUAAUGCAAUGUUGGUUUUAGUGACAUCUAGUGGUCAUUUAUAGUACUGAGACUGGGGUAUUUUUGGAAUAGUUUCGUCAGAGAACCAGUGGUUGCAGUGGGCAGGUUUCUCAACAUGGGGUGGCAUAAAUUUCAUUUUUGUUUUCCUUAUACCAAUCAACACCAAAAAAGUCACAAAUGCUUUGCCUUUGAAAUCCAUUUCAUCUGUAGCUAGGCUAGCGGUCCAAUAUGCAUAUUUGCUCAAAAUACUUUUGUAGUCUCAUCAGUCACCACUAGAUGGCACUUGUUUUUUUGAUCGAGCACGCUCAUAGUCAAUCACUGUAACCAUGGUAACACGCUCAUAGUUUGUAUUAUAAAGUACAUAUCUGGUCAUAGUCGGGCAGGAUUGGACAACUGUAUCUGGGAAAACCUUCUGAACCAUAUCAUAUAUGGGCAAAGUUUGGUGACUUGGACACAGAUUUCUUAUCCUGCUCCGAUCUUGCCAAUUCCCAAUAGGUGGCAUUGUACAGAAUGAUGUUUCGUCUCUGUGAAAAGUUACUUUUCUAUUGUACAGUUCCUGUUCAGCUUUUGUGUCGCCAAAAGCUCGGUAAUCAAUCAAUGAUUAUGAUAGCCUGAAAUGUCUUUGCCCCUCUCACAAGUGUUCAUGAUAUUCCUUAUUUGAUCAAAUAAUUUCUGGGCUGUCUUCAGUUGUUCAAGAAGUGACACUUCUGUAAGCUGAUUUAGAGUUUCUCUCCACAGUUUAUGUACGGCUUUGCCCACUAUCACUGAGGGCAGCCAAAAUGAUGACUUGAUUGUCUUGAUGUGCAUCUCCACUAGAGUAUGCCAGCCCAUUGUAUGAUUGGGUCUUAACUUAUGUAUUUAUUGAGUUUCCUUAGUAAUUAGGUGAAUCCUGAAAGGAUUAAAACUGUUCAAAUUCUCAACUCAGUUUCAUCAAAGUUUUCUAAGUCGCCAUAAUAGUUUAUGCCGCCAGCUGCAUUUCAGUUUACUUCAGUCAACGGCAUCUUGUCUGAUGAAUAAAAUACUAGGCCUUACUCCAUGAUUUUCCGACCCUGAAUGGUAUUUGUAUGGCAUACCUUGGUCACUAGUCUGUACAGUCUUGUCACGUCUGCUAAUUUAUUCCAUGUCAAUUUACAUAUUUAUUAUCGGCUGCUGUAUUUAAUAAUUUGCAUUUCUUUCGUCAGUGAAGGUACAGGCAGCUGUAUUGGAUCGUGUAUAUUAUCAGCGGCUUAACAGGGUGUCCCGAAAAGAUAUCUGAAAAGAAUGAACACGUUAAGUCAUAAUUUGAUGUGAAAAUUGUGGUUGGUGUUGACCAAUGCUGUGAACUGCAAAACAAUUGUACCUCUUUUUUGGGACACACUGUCAAAUAAGCCGCCAUGCUUCCUAGUGCCUCUAGUGGCAAUUCUUAGAACUACGCUCCAUUGUUCGACUCUUCCGGAUUGCCUCUUGUCAAUUACAUCAAAAGAAAAUGGAAAUAACGGCCAAACUUUUGAUGAAAUUGACAUCAGGAGCCCUGGGGUUCUUUAUCCUUAUAUUCAUAUGGUGUAUUUUUUGCAAAACUUUGUAUUGAAAACUAAAAAAAAUGUAAUUGUGUUCAGAUGACCCUAUAGUAGACUCCCUAGAAAUUGAAAAAUGUGUGACAUUCAUGCAGGUUUUCAUUGAACUUCUCAUCCAGAAAUUCCUGAUAGGUGGGAGAAGUUAUCCCAUUGUGAGGUGGCAAGUCUUAUAAUGAUAGUCAGCGAGGCAAACAUUAAUCUAAUAACAGUUGUUUCAGUGGUCAUUUUGUAAAAUCCUAUGCCAACUCGAUCUUGCCGGUUGGGGGGGGCACCUGUUCAAAAGGCCUAUCUUGCGCAAGACAACCGGCUUAAUAGCGUUGACACAGAAGAGCGCCAUCUAUACAUGGAUUCUGAAAGCAUCUUCUCCACUGAUUUUGUGGCGAGUUCUUCAUGUUGUUUCCGCGAUGACUAUAGAUUUUCAAAAAAAUAUUCGUCAUUUGUGCUACCGUAGUUUGGAAGACUUCUUGUGCCUUUUGUUAUUGCUGGUUCAAGUUGCUCCAUCAGCGUUAGAAGUUAUGUUGACAUUAAGUCUUAACGCUUCGAUUGUAAAUGAAAGUUACUGAAUAAGAUAUGGCUUAGUUAAUGCUGAUGUUAGUCUCCAAGGCCGAUUGAGCAACUGGGCCCUGAAGGUUGUAUGAUUCCUUUCCCCCAAACCCUGGGACAUAGAAUUUAUGUUCAAAAUAAAGCUACCCUUACAUCA